Thlaspi arvense is the source of this 855-nucleotide messenger RNA. The record is from the annotation of a GenBank genome assembly. Lineage: Eukaryota; Viridiplantae; Streptophyta; Magnoliopsida; Brassicales; Brassicaceae.
AUGGAGAAGUACGAGCUGGUUAAAGACAUCGGUUCUGGGAAUUUUGGAGUGGCUAGACUCAUGAGGGUCAAAAACUCCAAGGAACUCGUUGCCAUGAAGUACAUCGAGCGUGGCCCAAAGCAAAUAUGCCACAGAGAUCUGAAGCUAGAAAAUACUCUCUUGGAUGGAAGUCCUGCUCCACGUCUGAAGAUCUGUGAUUUUGGCUAUUCCAAGUCCUCACUUCUGCAUUCUAGACCCAAAUCAACAGUUGGAACUCCAGCAUAUAUUGCACCUGAGGUUCUUUCCCGCAGAGAAUAUGAUGGCAAGAUGGCUGAUGUAUGGUCUUGUGGUGUGACUCUUUACGUCAUGCUGGUUGGGGCAUACCCAUUCGAAGACCAAGAGGAUCCCAAGAACUUCAGAAAAACAAUACAAAGAAUAAUGGGUGUCCAGUACAAGAUCCCGGACUAUGUCCAUAUCUCACAAGAUUGCAAACAUCUUCUCUCUCGUAUAUUUGUCGCCAAUGCAAUGAAGAGGAUUACAAUAGCUGAAAUCAAGAAACACCCAUGGUUCCUAAAGAACCUGCCAAGGGAACUUACAGAGACAGCUCAAGCUGCAUACUACAGGAAAGAGAACCCGACAUUCUCUCUUCAGAGCGUUGAAAAGAUCAUGAAGAUUGUGGAAGAGGCAAAAACGCCUCCUCCUGUUUCUCGAUCAAUCGGAGCAUUUGGUUGGGGAGGAGAAGAAGAUGCUGAGGCCAAGGAGGAAGAUGCAGAGGAAGAGCUUGAGGAAGUAGAAGAAGAAGAAGAAGACGAAGAAGAUGAGUAUGAUAAGACGGUGAAGCAAGUGCAUGCUAGUGGAGAAGUCCGAGUCAUUUAA